Molecule: messenger RNA, 876 nt
Organism: Wickerhamiella sorbophila
Lineage: Eukaryota; Fungi; Ascomycota; Dipodascomycetes; Dipodascales; Trichomonascaceae
Product: Peroxisome biogenesis factor 10
Exons: 1
Coding region: 1-876 (291 amino acids)
Biological process (GO): protein import into peroxisome matrix
Cellular component (GO): peroxisomal membrane
Molecular function (GO): zinc ion binding
Source: RefSeq, a predicted model, not a curated record
AUGAGCAGGGAGAACGCACUUGAUUUCCCGUUUGCGAAUGCUCCGGAUAUUAUUCGAGCGAACCAGAAGGACACAUAUGUGGAGGUGCAGUUGCGGGACGGCAUCCGCGAACUAGUUCAGUGGUUCAAGGGCGUCCGGUUCCUCAAUUCGCUCGGUCCGGAAAUCGACGCGGCAAGCACGUUUAGUUACCUUGCUCUCACAACCUUGGUGGGAGCACGGACGCUGGGUGAAGAGUAUACGGACUUGUUUUAUUUGACGCCAUCGUCGCAGAUCCCCAACUGGAAACGCCGGGGUGCGUAUGUGCUGACUGCGGGGCUGAUGCCUAUUUUGCUCCACCGCUACUUUGGCAAGCUGAAGGCCAAGGUUCUGGCUCGACUCAAGGAUGACUCUUUGCUUUACUCCGUAGUGGAGUCGGUUCAGCCGGCUAUGGUGUCGACGGUGAACUUGGCUCUCUUCUACUUCUUUGGCUCGUACUACCAACUGUCUAAACGCAUUUUCGGUUUGCGGUACGCCUUUGGUCACCGAGUUAACCCAUUGGACCCUAAAGGAAGCUACGAAUUUCUUGGGUUGUUGAUGGUGGCCCAAGCGUUUGUGAAACUGGUCAAUGCUGUCAGAGCCCGGUACCGAGCUGCCGACCCCGAGACACUAGUUGAAUCAACAGAGAUUGAUCUUGAGGAUCCGGAUGUGCUGCCUCAAAUCCCCUCCAACUCCCGCAUGUGCUCGCUGUGUUUCGAUCCUAUUAGGAGCCCCACCGCCACAAAAUGCGGCCACAUCUUCUGCUGGAGCUGCGUCUCGGGCUGGUGUCGAGUGCACUCAGAGUGCCCGGUAUGUCGCCAGAGCUGCGACGAACAGAAUCUACUCGUUUUACAGGCAUGA